AUGUAUGGAUUCGAACCUUCGUCUUCAUCAUCGUCGUCAUCUGAUGACGAUUCCUUCGUGACUACCGAGAUGCGCCCAACGGACCUUCUGACCCUGGCAAUGAAGAAGCGCCGAGCACUGUACAACAAGAAAGAGAGGAACAUGCGAUGUGAGGUUUUGCAAACCUCGUUUAUUUCUAGUUUGUGUAAGCAUAUGGGGGAGAGUCGGAAACGCCGUAGGCGUGGGGGAAAGAAGCGCUCUUCGAGCAUCAGUUCUACGAAUGUUUCUAGUACCUACUCUGACAUGACACCCGAUAGGGUGAAUCCCGUUUACAACGUCGAACCUUUGGUUCAGAAUGAUCAUCAGCUGUGUUUCGACGAGCCAGCCAAGAAGAAAGCCAAGGACAGCUACAUGGACCCAUUCGGAUUGGAGGAAUUCUUCAAGAACAUCGGUUCAAAGGCAAUAAAAGGGACGUCGCCGGAUCCGCUCACCAACACUGCUUGA
Caenorhabditis briggsae is the source of this 483-nucleotide messenger RNA. It is a transcript of the gene Cbr-tos-1, whose product is annotated as Protein CBR-TOS-1. The transcript has 2 exons. Bases 1 to 483 code for a protein of 160 amino acids. NCBI's taxonomy places the organism in Eukaryota, Metazoa, Nematoda, Chromadorea, Rhabditida, Rhabditidae. The record is from RefSeq and is a predicted model, not a curated record.